Molecule: messenger RNA, 2520 nt
Organism: Hevea brasiliensis (rubber tree)
Lineage: Eukaryota; Viridiplantae; Streptophyta; Magnoliopsida; Malpighiales; Euphorbiaceae
Product: L-type lectin-domain containing receptor kinase S.6
Exons: 1
Coding region: 237-2327 (696 amino acids)
Biological process (GO): protein phosphorylation
Cellular component (GO): plasma membrane
Molecular function (GO): ATP binding; protein kinase activity; carbohydrate binding
Source: RefSeq, a predicted model, not a curated record
CUCCUUUCCCUCCAAAUUCUCUCCCUCUCUCACAACUCUCAUGAAGUCACCAAGAGAAGCGAAAUCCUGAACCAAAUAUUCUGGAUCAAAACAUCAAGUAAACAAGAAAAUCCAAUUUGGGUUUCUUCUUUCAAGAAAUAUCUGCUAACCUCUGUUUCGCUCAAGAACUACCCAUCUACUGCAAUCAAGAUUCCCCUUUUUCCUGCAAUCAAGAUUCCCCUUUUUCCUUGAUUGCAAUGCGUUUUUAUACCUCUCUUAUCUUCUGGGUCCAUUUCUUUCUCUUCUUUAACUUCAAUUUCUUCUCACUUUCCAUCCUUUUCUUGCCUACAAACAAUGUCACUCUCUAUGGCGAUGCACACCUUAGAAACAAUGGCAUUAGUCUCACUCAAGGACACGGUUGCUCCCACCCACCUUCCUUCCCUUUCUUCUCCUCUGCUCCUUCUUCUUCUUCUUAUUCUGGUGUUGGAAGAGCUCUCUAUCUAUACCCAAUUCGGUUUUUUGAUCCCACAACCAAUAUGACUGCAUCUUUCUUUUGCCGUUUCUCCUUCUCCAUCAUCCCAUCUCCACUGUGUCCUUUUGGUGAAGGUAUGGCGUUCUUCAUCACCUCUAAUGCCGAAUCUUUCAGUCUUUCUAAUGGCUACAUGGGCCUUCCAGGGCCGUCCUUAAACCCCCAAGAUUCAUUCGUCGCUGUGGAAUUUGAUACAAGUUCUGAUCUUUCUCUUUCUGAUAUCAGCAGUAAUCACAUUGGAAUUGAUGUCAAUACAGUUGUAUCUUUUGCUUCAGUUGAUGCUGUCGAAGAAGGGAUUGAUCUGAAAAGUGGAAGGCAGAUAACUGCUUGGGUUGAAUACACAGAUGCCACUAAGUUGGUUCAGGUGUGGGUUAGUUACUCCCAAAUUAGGCCUUCAAAUCCUGUUCUCCAGGCACGGAUUGAUCUCUCUGAGUAUGUCAAGGAAUAUAUGCAUGUUGGUUUCUCGGCUUCCAAUGGGCAAGGCUCAGCCUUUCAUAUUGUUGAUCAUUGGCGAUUCAAAACUUACGGUUCUCCCUCUUCUGUGAGUCCUAUGGAUACAACUGAAGGAGGGGACUGUUUAAUGUGCUAUUCUGAGGAUUCAGGUGUCAAUGGCAACAGCACCCCUAGUGAUCUUAAUGAGAAAAGAACCAAUAUGCGAGAGAUUGCUUUGGGGUUGGGAGGUUUAGCUGCUUUCGUCCUCUCCAUGGCGACAGUAAUUUUCUUUGUUAUGAGGAAAAAGAGGGGUAUUGGCAGAAGAAAGAGAAAGGUCCAAAUCCGUAUAGGCCAAAGAGGACCAACAAGAUUUUCAAUUGCUGAGAUAAAGUCAGCUACUAUGGGGUUUCACAGAAACAGAGUUGUUGGUGAAGGAGCUUCAGCUACAAUUUAUAAAGGGUCUCUUCCAUCUACAGGAGCAGUGGCUAUUAAGAGAUUCAACAAGGGGGAGAUCGACUGUUUUCGCAAUCCAUUCAUCACUGAGUUUGCAACAAUGGUGGGUUGCUUGAGACACAAUAACUUGGUUCAACUUCAAGGAUGGUGCUGUGAGGGAGAAGAAUUAGUCCUAGUUUAUGAAUACUUGCCCAAUGGAAGCCUUGACAGAAUCCUUCACAACACUACUGGUUCUACAAUUUGCCUUUCCUGGAAGCAAAGGUUAAAUGUAGUUCUUGGAGUUGCUUAUGCUCUUUCAUAUCUACAUGAUGAAUGUGAGAGACAGAUAAUUCAUAGAGAUGUAAAGUCAUGCAAUAUAAUGCUUGAUGAAGAAUUCAAUGCGAAACUGGGAGAUUUUGGCUUAGCAGAAGUAUACGAACAUAGUACUAAGACAAGAGAAGCUACUAUACCAGCAGGGACAAUGGGGUAUCUUGCUCCUGAGUAUGUUUAUUCUGGUGUUCCAUCAGUGAAAACUGAUGUUUACAGCUUUGGUGUGGUAGUGCUAGAGUUGGCCACUGGAAGAAGGCCUGUAGAAGAUGAUGGUACAGUGCUUGUUGAGUCGGUGUGGAGUUUCUGGGAGAAAGGGAAACUGAUUCAGGCUGCCGAUGCAAAGUUGGAAGGGAAGUUUAAUGAAGUGGAGAUGGAGAGGAUGCUGAUGGUGGGACUUUGUUGUGUGCACUCAAAUCAUGAGCAUAGGCCAACAGUUAAGAGGGCUGCUAAGAUUCUUAAAGGCGAGGCUCCACUUCCUCUUCUGCCACCAAGAAAACCAAAAGUGGAGUUCCAUUAUGUUUGGCCUGAGGAUUUUGAAGGAAGAACUAUUCUUGGAGGAGAUCACAGUCCUGCCACUGAUGACAUGUCAUGGAUGACACCUAGGAGCCAUUUUGGCUGGGAUUAACAGAGAAAUGUUGACGUAGAACAAAGAGGAACAACAACAAAUCCUUAGGAAAAAUAGAACUAAUUCUAUUUUAGUGCACACUUCACGAAAAGACAAAAGAAACUAAGAGUUUUAAUUAGUAUAGGUUUGUUUGUUGUCACCAAAAAUUUCAGUAUAUGUAUCAGUAUAUCCAAGCUGUUGUUGUAUUCAUUAA